GGUGACAGAGGCGCAACUACAGCACUGGUCUGGAUGACCAGGUCAAAUGAUUCAGACGACGGGCUUGCAUUUGGUACUGAGAAUGGCUAUCUCUGUGUCUGGAAGCGGUCACAAAACAGGGAUUGGAGAGAAGUAUUUUGUCGACGUCUGAAUGGCGGCGAAGAUGGCCAAGAAAUCGUAGGAAUUGCAUAUGAUCCUGGUUCUGCACAGCUCGCAGUGGUCCAUUGGUCCCAAGUGGUCCACCGAUUUCUGAUGAAUAGUUCCAUGCAUCCGAAUUCUUUGAGUUCUAAAAGUAUUUCAAACCAUUGGCCGCAGUCGGUUGGGUUCGGACAAACUGGUGCGCGCGGACCCGAAAUAUGGUCAAUUGGGAGAGAAGAUGGAGUAAUCCAUAUUCUGAAUGUUAAUGGCACAAUAAUCCAAAGUUGGCCAACGGAAACUAUAAUUGGACAUGCGGUGGUCAACAUCAAAGAGGAUGCAUUGAUCCUUGACGAUGUUGCCCAAGGUGUGGUACUAUUCAAAAUAUCCGGAUUGGAGAGGGUCAGAACUUUCGCAGUACCUUCCAGGGAGCGGAGG
Molecule: messenger RNA, 573 nt
Organism: Lentinula edodes (shiitake mushroom)
Lineage: Eukaryota; Fungi; Basidiomycota; Agaricomycetes; Agaricales; Omphalotaceae
Exons: 4
Molecular function (GO): protein binding
Source: RefSeq, a predicted model, not a curated record